CGGAGGCGGGCCCGGGCGCGGCUACGGCCAGACCCGGUCGGCGGGCGGGCAGCGGCCCCGGCCCGCGUCUGCGCCCCUCGCUCGUCCGCGGCCCCUCCGGGCGCCGCCGCGCGCACAGCCAUGGUGGGCCGGCUGAACCUGCAGGAUGUGCCCGAGCUCGUGGACACGAAGAAGAAGGGCGACGGCGUCCUGGACAGCCCGGACUCGGGGCUGCCCCCCAGCCCCAGCCCCAGCCACUGGGGGCUCGCGGCGGCCGGGGGCGGCGGCGGCGGCGGGGAGCGCGCCCCGGCGCCCGGAGCGCUGGAGCCCGACGUGGCGGCGACCCCCGCGGUCCCGAAUCCGGCCUCGCUCCCCACCCCUCCGGCCUCCGCCUGCGCACCGAGGCUCUGCCCCCUGUCCUUCGGCGAAGGAGUGGAGUUUGACCCUUUACCACCGACGGAAGUAAGGUACACCUCCUCGGUCAAGUACGACUCAGACCGGCACUUCAUCGACGACGUCCGCCUGCCCCUGGGCCUGGCCGUGGCCUCCUGCAGCCAGACGGUCACCUGCAUCCCCAACUGCACGUGGCGCAGCUACAAGGCCGAGCUGCGCUUCGAGCCCCGCCACAAGGCCACCCGCUUCCUCAGCACCACCAUCGUCUACCCCAAGUGCCCCAAAACCGUCUACACCACCACCCUGGAUUACAACUGCCGCAAGACGCUGAGGCGGUUCCUGUCCAGCGUGGAGCUCGAGGCCUCCGAGUUCCCGGGCGGCGGCGGGGAUUACCUCUCGGACGAGUGCUGACUCAACAGGCUGCCGGGGCGGGCCAGCUCCUCCGCUGCCCUGGUCUCUGCCCUGGUCUCCACCCUGGUCACCGCCCUGGUCACCGCCCUGGUCUCCGCCCUGGUCACCGCCCUGGUCUCCGCCCUGGUCUCCGCGGCCCCGCUGCCCUCCAGUCUCACUCGUGCCCCCAGAGGAAUCUAACCUAGAGACACCUCUAAGCCCGGCCUGGGGAAGAAAAAAAUGUGUCACGGCAUCUUAGAGUGAUCGAGAGAAUUUGGUUUUUUAAAAUGCUUUGUUUUGAAAAGGAGUGUCUUUUCUAGUUUGCUGCUGUGCAUUUUCCCCCAGAGUCUCAAUCUGAUGAGAACAUAGAGAGACGACUAGAGCGACGGUGUGAACCAGGGAGGGGCGCGCCUCUCCGGGGGACUGUGGGUCUGAGAAAGAGGAGGAGAAGGCCUCGGAUGGAAGCAGCGAGUGUGGAGGGGUUUCAGCCCCGGCCCUCGCGGCGGCGAAGCGAAGUGGCGCUCACUCCGGGCCUGGGACGCCCGUGUGGGCCCAAUCUGUGCCGAGCCGAGUCCAUGCCAUUUUCUCUUUCCAUUCCCACUUCUCUUCCCUGCUAACCCCAAAGCCUGGGAUUCUCUCAGUCUUUUUCACGACAUCAAAAAGCCCCAAACCGCAGAAUAAGAAUUAAUUUU
Myotis daubentonii (Daubenton's bat) is the source of this 1454-nucleotide messenger RNA. RefSeq names its product refilin B (gene RFLNB). Gene Ontology annotation, biological process: skeletal system morphogenesis; negative regulation of bone mineralization involved in bone maturation; actin filament bundle organization. The record is from RefSeq and is a predicted model, not a curated record. Gene Ontology annotation, cellular component: actin filament bundle. Gene Ontology annotation, molecular function: filamin binding. Lineage: Eukaryota; Metazoa; Chordata; Mammalia; Chiroptera; Vespertilionidae.